Messenger RNA from Closterium sp. Naga37s-1, 2343 nucleotides. Lineage: Eukaryota; Viridiplantae; Streptophyta; Zygnematophyceae; Desmidiales; Closteriaceae. The record is from the annotation of a GenBank genome assembly.
AUGCCGCUGUGCUGCGCCCUCUGCUACCCCAUCUCUGAUUCGCUGUGCUGCAGAGAGUUCCAAGAGCUCAUCUCUGCGCGCACCCUCACCCCGCCUGGACGCCUGCCCGCCGACAUCGCUGCCUUCACCGCCCUCCAAGUCCUGAACCUGGCCGGCCAGAACCUCUCGGGCCCCAUCCCCACGGACGCAUUUCGCAACCUCACCUCUCUCCAGGAACUCGAUCUCUCCUCCAACCCUUUGAGCGGCAGCAUGGAGUUUCUUGCCUUCCUGCCCGCCUUGCAACACCUGUACGCCCCCGUUCCUCUCAACUUCACUUCUCCUUGUGUACUGGAUCCCCUUUUGAAAUCUUUCAAGAUCUCAUGCAUGCGCACUCAACCGCCCAUCUGUCCUCCCCUCCCCACACACGGCAGCGAUCUGCACGCCACUGAGCUGACUGGGGAGAUCCCCACUGCCCUCGGCAAUGCCACCGCCCUCUCGUACCUAUCCCUCGCCUACAUCAACCUCACUGCAGCAGAGCUCCAUGCCUCUCUCUCCGCCCUCACCAGACUCGCCCACCUGUUGGGCUGUAAAGCACCCAGCGGCCUCACCCCCGCCCGCUCCUCGCCCUUUCCAGCCGAAUGGACGGCUCUCACUAGCCUCAACACCCUGAGGGCAGCGGGCAACGGCUUCUCAGACUCCCUUUCCGCCGCCAUCUCCGCCCUCACCGCCCUCUCAGAGCUCUCGCUGAGCCACAACGCCCUGGAGGGCCCCUUCUCCGCCUCUCCUGCUGCCCCGCAACUCCUGGAGGUCAUGGACAUCAGCCACAACGCUCUUUCGGGCGGACAGGACGUGCUUGCACGCAUGACCAACAUCUCCACCCUCUUACACAUAUUGCCCUCCCCACCCUCACUUCCCACCCUCUUUCUUACCCUUCCUGCCCCCCCCUCCUUGCCCGUCCUCCUUUCCGCCCCCUCUGCCCUCCCUCCCCCCCUUGCCUGCCCUCUCUCUCCUCUCUGCAGCGACAUAUCCAACAACAGCUUCACGGGGCCCUUCCCCUCCGCCAUGCUUUCCGCACCGUUGUAUAAGAGGCUUGACAUCUCUCACAAUCAGUUCUCUGGAGUUGUGCCCCUUGCCGUCUUUACCCUGCCUUCGCUAACAGCCCUCUCCAUCGCUCACAACCAGCUGGAGGGCUCCCUGCCUGCCACCGGCCUCUCUGAGUACCUCAUUUCUCUGUACGCACGCACACAUGCCAUGCCGGGACUGCCUGCUUCUCGCGUUUCCACGCCCACGGCUGCUGCCUUCAGCCUCUUUGCUGCUGCUGCUCUCUCGCUCCUCGCGUUUGCGAUGAGAAGGGAAGGACAAACGUCUGUCAGCGAGCGGGACGCGGACGUGGCACCUGCUAUCCAAGGCAAUGGGAAGGCUGCGGUCAAGGAAGCUGAGGAGGAAGAUGGUUACCUCAGCGACGACCCUGAGGAGUGCCAGGACCCGGACGCAGUCAAUGACAUCGCGUCUCAGGCGGGGUUCGCUAUCACGCUACUUAUCCCGGCCAAGUGGAUCGAGGAGGUUCCGCGCACGAUGGAUACGGUGCGUGGACUUCUCCUGCUGUGGGAAGAGCAUCUGACGGAGAACGCGAAGAUCACAAUGAAGUGUCAUAAGCUCACGCCGGCGUGGCUCUCGAAGGAGCGCUUCGGCCGGAUCCAAGUGGUUUUCGAGCGCGCGACAGACGCCAAUUUCAUGUGGAGCAGGAAGGUGGAGCAUGUGACGAUGAACAAGCUCAGACUGACGCUCGGAUGGCUACACCCGGAAAACCAGGAGUACCUGAAGGAGCGGUCGUCGAAGUUGGAUGCCAUUGAAGUGCUGCUGAAAAACGUUCCGGCUGUCAUCACGCCAGAAAUGGUCCGGAAGAGUCUGGUGACGGUGCAGCUGCUGAAGCGCAAACGCACGGCUUUCCUGGAGGGUUCGGCCUUCCACAGAGUGGUGGAUCGGGUGACAGGGUCGGACACGGAUAAGAUAAAGGGGUUGGUGUACCGGCACCCCGGGGAUAAGUUGCUGCAGCCGCAGAAGAUCCAGCUCACCUCUGUACCAUCUCCCCUCCGAGCAGCGGCCUCCCUGAAGCUGACCUCAGCUACAAAGGCCAUAAUGGAAGACCCGGCGAUGGUCUUCACCUCUACCAACGGCGCGCGGGAGGAGUGGCUCUGUGUCCAGGAGGGGUGCGGGAAGGCCCACGGCGUCAGUUUUGCGAAGGCGGCAGAGCACGCGGCCUCGGUUAUGCACUGCACCGAGCGCCUCAAGGCGGGAUCGGCGACACGCCAGAGCAGGGGGAAGAUGAACCUCCUGGCGGUCAAGAGAGAAUUCGGGAUGUGA